Molecule: messenger RNA, 1372 nt
Organism: Cajanus cajan (pigeon pea)
Lineage: Eukaryota; Viridiplantae; Streptophyta; Magnoliopsida; Fabales; Fabaceae
Product: polygalacturonase inhibitor 2
Molecular function (GO): protein binding
Source: RefSeq, a predicted model, not a curated record
UGGUAGAACUCCGAUUGUUACCGGGAAGCAACAAUACGAGCAAUAUUUAUGCUUGUUUACCUAUGUUUUUUGUCGGCAAAGGAAAUGAGCUGUCACGAAAAACCACUCGAUGGAGACGUAUAGGGAUGGCAAUAUAUAUCCAAAUCCAAACCCCAUUUCAAAAACACAACAUCGAAUCAAAAUAUCAGAAACACGAUGUCACUCUUAAGCAUCCUCGUACUGGUAGUAGUUCUAUCCUUCGCCGGAGCAGCAUUCUCCGAACUAUGCAACCCACAAGACAAGGAAGCCUUACUCCAAAUCAAGAAAGAGCUUGGAAACCCAACCACGCUCUCCUCUUGGCUUCCAACCACCGAUUGCUGCAACAAAACAUGGCAAGGUGUCUCAUGCGACACCGACACUCAAACAUACCGCGUCAACGACCUUGAUCUCUCCAACCUUAACCUCCCCAAACCCUACUCUAUUCCCUCCUCCAUUGGAAACCUUCCCUACUUGAAUUUCCUUACCAUUCGCAGCAACCCCAACAUCGUCGGCGCAAUUCCUCCGGCCAUCGCCAAUCUCACCAAACUCCGUUAUCUCUAUAUUUCCCAGACCAACAUCUCCGGCCAGAUACCCGAUUUCUUUUCACAAAUCAAAACCCUCGUCACCCUCGACUUCUCCUACAACGCCCUCACCGGUUCCCUCCCUGCCUCCCUCUCUUCGCUGCCCAAUCUCGUCGGAAUCACCUUCGACGGCAACCAGAUCUCCGGCGCCAUCCCCGACUCGUACGGCUCGUUCUCGAGUCUGUUCACGUCGAUGACGCUCUCCCGCAACCGCCUCAGCGGGAAGAUUCCGGCGACGCUGGCGAAGCUGAACCUGGCGUUCGUGGACUUGUCUGGGAACACGCUGGAGGGUGACGCGUCGGUGUUGUUUGGGUCGAGUAAGAACACGCAGAAGAUAAUUCUGGCGAAGAAUUUGUUUGCUUUUGAUUUGGGGAAGGUGGGGUUGUCGGGGAACUUGAACGGGUUGGAUGUUCGGAACAACCUUAUCUAUGGGACGCUGCCUAAUGGGCUCACGGCGCUUAAGUAUCUGAAGACAUUUAAUGUGAGCUACAAUGCUCUCUGCGGUGAGAUUCCACAGGGUGGCAAGCUGCAAAGAUUUGAUGCGUCUUCCUACGCUCAUAACAAGUGCUUGUGUGGCUCUCCUCUUCCCGCUUGCACUUAAGUGCUUUGCAGUUUCGCUUUCAUUAAUAAGGAUGAAUAAUGUGUGUGUCUUUCAACUCACACGUGGUUUUAUAUGUUCCAGUUGGUCCAUAUCUGCGUUGUGUUUGUGUUUUAAUGCCAAUAACAACGCUUAAUUUAAAAAAAUAAGUUUAAAUAUGUUUUUUUUCUUCUAA